AUUUCGCGGCUGCUGCAUCUACGGGAAUCUAGCUGCCGCAUCUUAAAUCCCGAGAAACAAGGGCCACCAUCAGGUGGUGUCGAUGAGGCUACUAGAAGCUGGAUAGAAGCCCAAGAGAAAGAUAACUCGGAAUGGGAUCGUGGCAAGAUUACGCAUAACUACAUGGGGUCGGCGCCUAAGUUCAAGAUCAGAAAAGUCAUCAUGUUGUCCCUGAGAAGCUUGGAAAUCUCUAUCUUCAUUCCCGCUCGUGUCUAG
Molecule: messenger RNA, 255 nt
Organism: Colletotrichum paranaense
Lineage: Eukaryota; Fungi; Ascomycota; Sordariomycetes; Glomerellales; Glomerellaceae
Exons: 3
Source: RefSeq, a predicted model, not a curated record